Messenger RNA from Penicillium olsonii, 519 nucleotides. The record is from the annotation of a GenBank genome assembly. NCBI's taxonomy places the organism in Eukaryota, Fungi, Ascomycota, Eurotiomycetes, Eurotiales, Aspergillaceae.
AUGGACCAGCCACAUCACGGGACUGCAAUGGCCCUAAAUCAGUUAGGGCCUGGCCGAAUUCCCGAAUGUGCGUUCGCUAGACAGCCCUUCGGAUUUCGACUCUACACGCCUAACGACCAUCGACAAUCGGGACCGGGACAUCCUUCGACUUUCUUUCCUUGCCCGAUCACAGAAAAGCCGACAAAAUGCCUUCCGAACAAGGACACCGCCGUGAUCUACGUCAAGGGACGUCACCUCAGCUACCAGCGUAGCAAGCACGCCCUUACCCCCAACACCAGCUUGGUCAAGAUCGAGGGUGUUGAUGACACCAAGUCCGCCAACUUCUACCUUGGCAAGAAGGUCGCUUUCGUCUACCGUGCCAAGCGUGAGGUCCGCGGCUCCAACAUUCGCGUGAUCUGGGGCAAGGUCACCCGGCCACACGGCAACUCCGGUGUUGUGCGCGCCAAGUUCCGCAACAACCUCCCCCCCAAGUCCCUCGGCGCUACCGUCCGCGUUAUGCUCUACCCCUCCAACAUCUAA